GUCUCAGUCGUCCGUCUGGAGUCGCGCCGGCCGGCCGGGCCGCGCGGCGUAAUACACGUUCCUCGUGCUCUUGUGAUUAUAAAUUUUAAUAAUACAAAAUUCCAAAAAAGUAAUAAUUAAAAAAAAUUAACCGCGUCUAAUCGAAAAUAUUUUUAGGCUAAAAUCUCCUCGACCCUCACUUUUUUGACCUAAACUGUUGGCAGUGGAAAAAAGUUUUUUGCGAAAUUUUUAAUAUUUACGUCGGUUACAUUUGUAAAGAGAUUAAAACUUUUGGCCGUUGAUGAGAAUAUUUUUAUUUAAAAUUUAUUUUUCUUAACUAACGAGCGAUCUCGAGUGCGCGAUUGAUGAGUACAUAAUAAUUAAUGUUAAGCGUUAUAUUAAUAUUAAGUAAUAGUAAUUGAUCUAAACUAUUGACUGCCACAAAUAUCGUCUGCUGUACUAAGUUAUUAUAUUUGGACUAUACUUGUGGUUUACUCGGACGUACAAACUUUUUGUGAUUCGAUAUCAAGAACUCUUCUCCCGGACCAAGACUUCUUUACCAUCUACACCUAAGCAGAACAUCUGACACCCUUGCGUGACAUCUUUACCCAUAUUUUAGAUCAACCGAAGGCUACGGGCAUAUUUCGCAGUGGAUAAGAUCUCAAAAUCAUAUUAAUGAGCGGGCAAUGCGGCGCGAGUAGCGCGGUGGGGUUCUACCCGCCGCCCGCCGAUCGGCCAAUCGUGGCCCGUCUUGCCUAUGAUGUCAUCGGAAGAGGAGGCCGAUUCUCCCUACUCGGAUAAACUGCUUAGGAAACAGAAGCGCGCCAGACAGCGCGUGGACGCCGGUGAGCCGCGCAAUUCUUACUCGACUCUCACGACGAACGGACUCGCGCCCGCGCGCGCCGCACACAUGAGCGGCGGACUUUACGGCGCCAUCUUCGAGGGCCGCCAACACUUCGGCCUCUUCGGCCCGGGCUACCCACCGGCCGAGAUGAUCAACGAACUCCUUGGGCGAACGCCCAAGCAGGAAGACGCUGGGGACGAAGCCUCAGGCGGCGAUAUCGCGCACCGAGUGCUGCGCGAUAUCCUACAGAGCCGCAAGAAGGAACUCCUGCGCCUUUCCCCGGACAAUAACAAUGUGCUCGCGAACAACAACAACGAUGAGCCUAAACUCAAGAUGUCUCCGGAGCGACCGCAGUCCCGGGACUCGCGACCAGACUUGGACGACGCGCUGCUGGCGCUCGACAGCGCCGGCGACUCGCGAACCUCUCCGCUGCCCACGCAUCCCUCGCAGGGCUCCGAGCCCCUGCUCGCGCCCAAGUCUGAACCUGAAGAUCGUGAUAGUGAUGCUCAACGUUCUUCACCGCGACCGCUUGAUGUGAAACGUGCUCGUGUUGAGAACAUAGUGUCGACAAUGCGGUCGAGUCCCGCGCCGCAGCCGCCACAGGUGAACGGCUGCAAGAAGCGGAAGCUGUAUCACCCGCAGCAGCACGACGGCGCACACGAGCGCUACGGCACCAGCCACGGCAGCAGCGCGCAGACAGUCUCCGACGAGUCGGAGGACGACGCUGACAGACCGCCGCCCAUCGAAAGAAAGUUAGUAGAAAAGAAUGCACUAAAGUCACAACUUAGGACUAUGCAAGAACAACUUGCAGAAAUGCAAGAAAAAUACAUGCAGUUAUGUAAUCGUAUGGGACAAGAAUCAGAGACGAAUGACAACGAUGGUGCUUCUAGUGAUGUAGAACAGAACGAUGACCCUGUACCCAAGUCUGAGCCCGCGUCGCCCGCGAAGGAGGUGCCUCCGCCUAUACCUAACAGUGUCGCGCCCAACAUGCUGUCGCAAGUAAUGAGCAAGAUGAUGUCUGCUAAGAUGCACGCACACGCAGUGGGUCACCCGCACCUCCCGCCCGGCUUCAACGGCGCGCUGCCGAUGAUGCCGCACCUGCCGCCCGAGCACAUGCACGCGCCGCAUCCGCACCAACACCUCAACAAUGCGGCCGCCAUGUACCUUAAUGUUAGUCAAAAGCUAUUCCUAGAACAAGAAGCGCGCAUGAAGGAAGCCGCUGAACAACAGCAGCAGCAGCAGCAGCAACAACAACAACAACAAAAUAAGCAGCAACAAAGGCCGCAAUCUAAUCAACACUCGCCGCAGCAGCGACAACUCGGGCCAACGCCAAAGCCUCCGCUAUCGUCAGAGCUAGCCGAGCGAUUAGAUGCGCUCCGCAGCAAUGCGGGCUCAGUGGGCCCCGUCUCAGGGGCGGACCUUGAAGGAUUAGCUGAAGUGCUCAAAAGUGAAAUCACAGCGUCCCUCGCCAGCCUCAUCGACUCAAUAGUGACGCGCUUCAUGCAUCAGCGACGUGUCAUGGGCAAGCAGUCCGAGGCGGCGGCAGCGGCGGCCGAGCAGCUCAACAAAGACAUCAUGAUAGCGACGCAGAUGCUCGACAGAAAGUCGCCGCCAUCGAAGCCACCGCAGAGGCCAUCAGGGCAAAUGUCAGGUAACCAACCCGUCCAUCACCCGGGAGCGCCGAAUGGCGUCCCGUCGUUUCUGACACAUAACCCUAUGAUGAUGAGCCAGAUGAACGGCCCCCGCGCGCCCAGUGGCGCGUCAUUCUCGAUGCACGCCGAGGCGAGCGGGCCGGGCCACGGUGCUCACAUACGGCCUCCCACAGGCAUGUUCCAGACGCCGCCGAAACCGCUCGGACAGCUGUACAUGAAUGGACACUUCGACCGGGAACCCAACCCUGAACAAAACGAGGCCCUGAGUCUAGUCGUCACACCUAAGAAAAAGCGGCAUAAGGUAACAGACACGCGGAUUACGCCUAGAACUGUUAGCCGAAUUCUGGGAGAAGGCGUGGGCCAGUCGCCGGAGAGCAAGUUCCCCGAGUCGCCGUCGCCGCGGCCAUACCCCGGGGGUAUGGCGGGGCUGCCGACGCCGGUAGCCAUCCCUAACCCCGCGCUGCACGAGAGCCAGGUGUUCUCACCGUACUCGCCGUUCUUCGGCGCGGGCGGCGGGCUGGCGCGGUCGCCGCCGGCGGCCCCGGAGCGCGAGUCGCCGCCGCUGCCGCACGCGCCGGCGCUGCUGCACCCCGCGCUGCUGGCGCACCACGCCUCGCCGGACUACCUGCGCCACCACCACGCCAACGUGCCGCACCACGCGGGCGCGCCGCACCACCCGCUCAUGGACGCGCAGGACCCGCACUCCGACUGCAACUCCACCGACCUGCCCUACGACGGAGUCCAGCCUACUUCCUCAACAUUGACGCCGAUGCACCUCCGCAAGGCGAAGCUGAUGUUCUUCUGGGUGCGGUACCCAAGCUCCGCAGUCCUGAAGAUGUACUUCCCCGACAUCAAGUUCAAUAAGAACAACACGGCGCAGCUGGUCAAAUGGUUCUCCAAUUUCCGGGAAUUCUACUACAUCCAGAUGGAGAAGUAUGCGCGACAGGCCAUCAGCGAAGGUCUGAAGACGGCGGAGGACCUGCAUGUAGCUGGUGACUCCGAGCUGUACAGGGUUCUCAACCUGCAUUACAACAGAAACAACCACAUUGAGGUGCCACCAAACUUCAGAUAUGUGGUUGAACAGACACUACGAGAGUUCUUCCGCGCCAUCCAAGGCGGCAAGGACGCGGAACAGAGCUGGAAGAAGUCUAUCUAUAAGGUGAUCUCGCGACUGGACGACCCAGUGCCCGAGUACUUCAAGUCGCCGAACUUCCUCGAGCAGUUGGAGUGAACGACAAAUCGACGCGACGCACAUUGUUUCGGCAAAAAACUAAAUUAUAUUUAAAAAAAGAAAGAAAAACAAAUCAUUGGACGAUUGUUUCGCACACCAAAAUUUUACGACACUCGCAUUUAGGCCUUCAGAUUCAAAAUUAUUGAUAAAAAAAGUUAAAUUAAAUUAUUAAAAGAAAUUUUGGAUUUGUACGUUGGACGUCGAGUGGCGCGGUCACCGCCGUGCCACAAAUAACGCUCUACUAGAAAAUUCAUUAGGUUAUUACGAGUAAGAGAAAAUUUAAGUCACCUAGAAUUUUAUUUCUGCACAUAAUAUAUUUCGCUAUAUAUAAUUAUUAUUAUAUUAUUAUUAAGUAUUAUCUUAAAAUGGUUUUUAUAGUUGUGUAUAUCUUAAAAUCAUUUAUUGAUUUAUUAUUUAAGGAAAAAAACGAUUAAUAUAUUAACUGCUUAAGUUUUGA
Messenger RNA from Helicoverpa zea (corn earworm), 4163 nucleotides. It is a transcript of the gene pros, whose product is annotated as homeobox protein prospero. Gene Ontology annotation, biological process: regulation of transcription by RNA polymerase II. The record is from RefSeq and is a predicted model, not a curated record. Bases 737 to 3706 code for a protein of 989 amino acids. Lineage: Eukaryota; Metazoa; Arthropoda; Insecta; Lepidoptera; Noctuidae. Gene Ontology annotation, cellular component: nucleus. Gene Ontology annotation, molecular function: DNA-binding transcription factor activity, RNA polymerase II-specific; RNA polymerase II cis-regulatory region sequence-specific DNA binding. The transcript is spliced from 7 exons.